Messenger RNA from Prunus avium (sweet cherry), 705 nucleotides. The record is from RefSeq and is a predicted model, not a curated record. NCBI's taxonomy places the organism in Eukaryota, Viridiplantae, Streptophyta, Magnoliopsida, Rosales, Rosaceae.
UUCUUAACAUUCUUACAGAUUCCUAAGAGAACGAAUUGGGAGGAAUAUAUACCCCAAGGCUCAGAUCAGUGGGAGUCACAGAUGGCCGUGUCUCAGCUGUUUGAUGAGCGGCCUGUAUGGCCAAAGGAUUCACUAACUGAACUCUUGGUUGAUAAGGGCUUCAACUUUUCAGAUCAUCUACUCAGAAGGCUUCUUUCUAGAGUCGCAUACUACUUUUCACGUGGACCGUUUCUCAGGUUCUGGAUAAAAAAAGGAUAUGAUCCUCGCAAGGAUCCUGAUUCUCGAAUAAAACUCAAUUUGUGCGAAAUAAUUGGUUUUUGUCCGUUUUCUUUUGGGGUGUCUUGCAGACUAAAGCAUAGGUGGGAGGAUAUUUGUGCAUUUCGAGUGUUUCCUUACAAGUGCCAUACAACAUUGCAACUAUUUGAACUUGGUGAUGAUUACAUUCAAGAACAGAUAAGAAAACCUCCAGCUCAGACAAUUUGCUCUGUGAGUUUCUCGAAAUAAGCUGUGUUUACAAUCCGUUUGCGUAUUCCAUUAAAUCUACUGGAAGCUAAAAACAAAGAUCUGUUUGAUCACUUAGUGUUCCUUUUUUUUUCCCUUUUGGCUUCAAAUUCCAUAUGUCAAAGAUGGCAUGUAUGAAUUUCUCAUUACUGAAUUGAGGAAGUUGAGUAAGAACAGUUGGUGAUAGAAAAGUUAAGUAUGUAC